Molecule: messenger RNA, 5627 nt
Organism: Phyllostomus hastatus (greater spear-nosed bat)
Lineage: Eukaryota; Metazoa; Chordata; Mammalia; Chiroptera; Phyllostomidae
Gene: SLC35A3
Product: solute carrier family 35 member A3
Exons: 8
Coding region: 70-1380 (436 amino acids)
Biological process (GO): pyrimidine nucleotide-sugar transmembrane transport
Cellular component (GO): Golgi membrane
Molecular function (GO): UDP-galactose transmembrane transporter activity
Source: RefSeq, a predicted model, not a curated record
GGCCUUUCCUUUCGCAAAGUAACACCCCGGCACUUCCGCCACCGGACACAGGUGGCAGGCGGCGGUGACAUGACGCUGACGCCAGCACCGGGGGCCGCCUCGCCUUCUGGACGGAGCCUGCAAGCCGCCACCACGAAGUCGGGAACGGCGUCGCGCGGGCCGCGGCGGAAGCCGGAGCGUUUGGGCGACGGGACCGCGGGAACCCGGAAACGCCCGGGCCGCACCGGGCUGGCGGCGGCGGCGGCGGCGGAGGCAGCGGACGGCGCCGCGCGGCAGGGGACGCGAGCAGCCCGGGGGGCCCGGGGGACACAGCAGCCCCGGGCGCCGGGCGGAGCGGAGCCGCCGCCGCCCGAGCGCGCAGCCGGCCGAGCGGCCCCGCAGGCAGAUGCAGAUAAAACGAUGUCCGCCAACCUCAAGUACCUGUCCCUGGGGAUUCUGGUCUUCCAGACGACCAGCCUGGUCCUCACGAUGCGCUACUCCCGGACGUUGAAAGAGGAGGGACCUCGCUACCUCUCCUCCACGGCGGUGGUUGUGGCCGAGCUUUUGAAGAUCGUGGCCUGCGUUUUACUCGUCUACAAAGACAGCAAAUGUAGUCUCAGAGCACUGAAUCGCACACUACGUGAUGAAAUUCUUAAUAAGCCCAUGGAGACGCUUAAACUUGCCAUUCCGUCAGGGAUCUACACUCUUCAGAACAACUUGCUCUACGUGGCGUUGUCCAAUCUGGAUGCAGCCACCUACCAGGUCACCUAUCAGCUGAAGAUCCUCACGACGGCGCUGUUUUCUGUGUCCAUGCUCAGUAAGAAGCUGGGUGUGUACCAGUGGCUGUCCCUGGUCAUCCUGAUGACCGGAGUCGCUUUUGUGCAGUGGCCCGCAGACUCCCCGGAGCUGGACGCGAAGGAGCGCUCAGCGGGCUCCCCGUUCGUCGGCCUCAUGGCGGUCCUCACGGCGUGCUUCUCAAGUGGCUUCGCCGGGGUUUACUUCGAGAAAAUCUUAAAAGAAACCAAGCAGUCGGUGUGGAUAAGAAACAUUCAGCUGGGUUUCUUCGGGAGCCUGUUUGGCUUGAUGGGCGUGUACGUCUACGACGGGGAGCUGGUGUCCAAGGACGGCUUCUUCCAGGGCUACAGCCGCCUGACCUGGGCCGUCGUUGCCCUGCAGGCACUCGGAGGGCUCGUCAUCGCUGCGGUCAUAAAGUACGCAGAUAAUAUUUUAAAAGGGUUUGCAACCUCUUUAUCCAUAAUAUUAUCAACACUGAUAUCCUAUUUCUGGCUGCAGGACUUCGUGCCAACCAGUGUCUUUUUCCUGGGAGCCGUGCUCGUCAUAGCAGCCACCUUCCUGUACGGCUACGACCCCAAGCCUGCAGGGAACCCCACGAAGGCGUAGCCCGGCGCCCUCCGUCACUGGCUUCGCCCGCGGGGCGCGGGGGUCUCCGCACCAAACGGACUCCGAGGACUCCUGCAGACCCUCGGGGGUGUCCCGCUGGGUCUGGUCAUAGUGUCCGGAUGGUUUGAAAACAUAAUGUUUGAGGGUAAACUAUGCGUCUCUGUCACAAAAUGCCUGUUGCAUCUAGAAAUCAAAACUUGAAAGUGUUUCCAGGGAUUAGAAUUAGUGGAGGAAACUUGAAACCUGAGGUUAGAAAGAUUUCACUGCUCUGACCGCUGCAGGCGGGCCCUGUGCCGUCCUCGCGGGGGCUCAGGCGACUGUGUCAGCCCAGCCUCUGCGAGCCGGCCCGAGUUGCUGCCCCCGGCGGCUGCGUCCCCUCCCCCCGAGCUGCUGCCUCAGGUCUCGCGGAGUGUGCUCAGAGGGUGAGACCACGUGUUCCUGUCGGGCUGUGAAGAAACAAGUGUGGCCCGAAACACGUUCACACGCCCCUACGAUUUCUACACUUACACCCCAAUCAGUCAGCAAACGGGGGCGAGAUGCUGUUUGUUCCGCUGCGUCCACACGGACGGAGUGACAUUCUGGGUCUGAUUCGUCAGGGCAGAACAUUCACGAGUCACGUUUAAAUCUCACGCAGAGAGAGGCACACGCCCCUUUCUCCACCCCCACCCACCCCCUCUGGGAGCGUGUCGUGCGUGGCCGCUCGCACCGCGGUCUGCAGGCUUCUACGCUGACGGAGCUGAGUUCUCCACGCAACCGCAUUCCCUUCUGUAAGUCGGAUGAAUCUUGACUAGUGCCCUGAACUACAUCGCAGUGUCUGUUCCAUUAAAGUUUUAAUAUGUAAUUUAAAGGGAUUAAGUACUCAUUUAAUAACUUAAAUAAAAUAACUAUUAUCUAAUAUCUCCAUUUGGAGAGUUUUGAACUAUCAAAGCAUGUACUGUGCAGAACUAGAAAGUCUGCAAGGAGCAUUUUACCCACUGAUCUGUGAAAUCUACAACUGCUGACAGAAGCCACCACCGCAAAACAGGAGGACUGAUGCCACCCACUGGGGACCAAAGUGGCUUUUCUUGGAGACGGUCCAGGAGGCCGCGAUGUCACGUUGUUUUAAACGGCCCUCUCACCACACACUCAAGGCUGCUCAUGGAGCUUCCCCAGCCUCUCAUAGGGCCACCGUCCCCAGGUCACCCCGGUCCCACUUUUGAGUUCCCUUUCCGUGCUGCUGGGAGGAGCCGCCACUCGGCUUCCAAAUAGCGUUCUUUCCCGUUCUCACUAGCGCUGCAGCUGAGGCUGCGGAUACCGGGAGAGAGUCAGUGCGUUGGUGCAGGGAGAGAGAAUGUGGCAGGAGUGAGAAGACGAACUGGCGGGCAAAGGUACCUCCUGCAGCCGGAACGUGAGUCUCACUGUUGACCAGGCAGAAUCACCUAUCGAGUAGAAGAGCUGUACUACUUUCAUUCAUACUUUAUGUGUACUUUUUACCAGUUUCCUGCGCUAAGAGCAUACAAACAGUGAGAAAUAGGUAUUUCCAUAUCUCCCCAGUGGCUCUGGUCGGACAGAAUCGGGCUCCGGAACACCGUUCACACACUGGGCGCCCUGCACCCCCCAGGGUCGGCAGCUACUCCCCUGGUGCGGGCCUGGCCCCCGCGGGCCGGGGCCUGACGCAGCCCACCCAGGGCUUGUGUGUGUUUGCAGGGAGAAGACACUCACGGCCGUUUUGCCGGUGUUUCCAGCUUGGCACUGAGCAGACUUCCGGAAGCCUGGCUCGCUGGUUUCCGGUGACCGGCGAAAGUAUCGUUUGGAGUGAGCUCAGUAGCUCCCACGUGUUGAGCGCGGGUCGUUCGGUCUGUAACGACGAUCCGACCCCAGCCUUCCCGCGGGCGGUGCGGGGCCUGAGUCCCGCAGGUGCGUGGAGUGGACUCGAGACCAAACAGGAGGUUUGUUUGUGUUCGGCCCGCGAGCAGGGCUGUGUGGGUGACCACGCGUUAAUCCAGUGUGUCCCCACGGCUAAGUGUUAAUUCAGGUGUCGUCUGUCCCUCUACUGAUACUUCCAAAAAUAACGCGAGAUCGCGAUCGGAGACCCAGUAUGUCAGUUACAGCGGUGAUACGUUUUCAGCUGUCCGACAUAACACACUUUUCAAGACCCCCAACAGAAUUGAUGAAACUAUAAUCCAGAGUUGUUGAGAAAAUAGUCUGAAGUAUACAAGUAUUUCAAAGCAAUUUUUAAUCAUAUGUUGCUUUUCUAGUCAGUUUGAAACGUCAUGCGAGGCCGGGCUGUGUGGUUCACACUUGCUGAUUCAUACACGAACAGUCCGACUCGAGGGGAACCUGCGUUCCAGACGGUGUCACGCGUGUGCACAGAUGACACAGUUUCCUUGUGUGUGUGGCGGGGUGGGGGGGGGCAGUGGUGGCGAGGUGUUUGGUGACCUCCAAAGCCUUAUUGUGUUGAUAUUUUGUAAUGAUGACUCCUUGGUUAUGUAAAUUCUCACUUUGUAAAGUUCACUUACUGUCUCUCAACUACCUUGUCCACUGCGGAAACCUGCGGAUCCGCGGGAGGACCGUGCCAGCUGGCGGCCCGUCGACAGCCGAGAACGCGGUGCGCGGGGAGGACAGUGGGAAGCGUCGGUUCAGGGACGAGGGACUUCCUGCUCCGGAGAGCGGGGAGGCUGCUCUUACGGUGGGGAGCGGAGCUCAGAGACGCACGAUUUCAGCGUUUACACCAGUGUGUAUUACAUGUCACAAUUCCAUGGAAGGAAGGGUGGUUUGACCCUUGAACCAGAUUCUACGGGGACAGACUCGGACAGGAAACCGUGUGUACUUGGCAGAUGCGGGGCGAUGCUGACUGUCCUCGUUAGGAACUGCUACACCUUUCCUACCCAUCACGUUCCUGGUCUUUCCAAAUGUCAUUGCAUAGUCAUUCAACUGAGUCUUUUUUUUAUAAAAAACAGGGUGCAGCAUUACUCAUUUUAUUUCCAUUUUUAUUGUUGUAAUAUUUAAUGACAUGUGGAUGCACGCUUUGCCUGAGAGAAAGUUUAUAAAGGUUAUUUAUGCUAUAUUGAAAGACAUUUUAAGAAUCUCUGUGAUAUGUAGCACAUUUAAAGUAAUUAUAGGACCAAAGAAAAAGCACCUUUAUCAAAGUCUGGUCCUAUGUGCCUUGCUUUACCGCUAUACCUGACUUUUUUUCUGGAGAAUAUUACUGUAAUUCACAACUUUGGACACAUGGGCAGAAUUAGGACGUUUUACGAAUAACUGUAACUCAGUGUCUUGGUUGUUUCAGCAUUGGCUCUCGCAGCCCACUACCUACAGUAGGUGUAGCGAGGCCCCGCACCGGCCUCGUCCACGGCGGCUCCAGGACGCCGCCCGCGCUUUUCCGGCUUUGUCACCUGUACGUAACCGUCACGACUUCGUUCUGUUGCUUAUUAUGAGAUAGAAUUUACUGCGAUUUAAACAAAAAUUUUUAAUAAUUUGGGUUCUGAAUUUGUAUGUCUGUAUGUUAUUUCUUUAGGAAGAUUCUUUUGGGACUGGGAAUGUAAUUUGUAUAUUUAAAUUUUUAUGACAUAAUUCAAAGAAAUAUAUAAACUGGUCUUUUGUUAAAUGGAUUUUUUAAAUUGAUAAAUUUCGUUGUCAUUAUUUUGGUAUCCAGGUAUCCACUUAGUAGGUUUAAGAAGGUAGAUCUUUUUCAUAACUACCUGUGUAAGUUUCAACCUGAUAGAUUUUAUUUCUUUUUAGAAAGGGGAAGGGAGGAAGAGAGGGAGAGAAACAUCAGUGUGUGGUUGCCUCUCGUGCACCCCCAGCUGGGAACCUGCCCUGCAUCCCAGGCAUGUGCCCUGACUGGGAAUCGAACCAGCAACCCUUUGGUUCUUAGGCCAGUGCUCAAUCCACUGAGCCACGCCAGGCAGGGCAUGUCUUCUAGCUUAUGCUCAAGUAUGAAGAACUGGAUUUGAUUUAAACUAGUUAGAAUUUCUUUCCCUGUAUGAUGAUGAUUACCUAAAUUUCUUUUGUUUUAAACUAUCUCUUUGCUACCCUCAAGGUUAGGUAAUUAGUAAUUGGUGUGUAUUUUCUUCAUAAUUUGAAUGUAUUUGUUGCUUUUGUGACUAUCAAGUCAAUGCCUAGAGAUCAAAUGAUGAGCUAUAUCAAGGAUUGUAUUACGAAAUGACCUUGUACAAAAUGCUUUAUUUUAAAAGAUUGCUGGAAGAAGAGUAUCAGCACUUCUAAAAUGUAUACUUUGGUAUCUUACGAAAAGCACUUCUUCAGUU